Symbiodinium sp. CCMP2456 is the source of this 955-nucleotide messenger RNA. NCBI's taxonomy places the organism in Eukaryota, Dinophyceae, Suessiales, Symbiodiniaceae. The record is from the annotation of a GenBank genome assembly.
AUGAAGGCUAGGCGUGAAGCAAAGCGACUCCGCAUGAAGUUCAACCGAUCACUGGAGAGCCCCAACUGCCCCGAUGUGGUCCUCAAGAAGGCCGCCGAUGGAAAGUAUGGCACAGCAGUUCUGAAGGAGUUGUUCCAGAUCUACAAGGAUUCCGGGUAUGAUUGGCUGAACUCGGAGCUGGUUAUUCAAGCUAAGCGCUUGCAGCAAACGGCCGUCACUGGGGCUCGUGCCUAUGCUAGCUUCAAGAGCCUUGUUCAGAAGCAUGGAGAAGACAAAGCCAAGCAGUUGAGAAACGAGAAGUAUGCCCUUCAGCGACUCGGCAACUACAUGCCGGACGUCCCUUGGCACAUGUCCCACCCAGACUUCGCUCGAGACGAGGAGGAGGAGCUCUUUCUGGUAUUUGACUCGGCCAAAGUCGAGAACUCCAAAACCGAUCAGCAAAGCCACAGCUUCAAGGCCGACAUGCAGUUGAGCGGCCCACAAACUUCGAUGAUCUUGCCAGCACUCAUGGAGCAGAUGCCGAAGGCACUGGAGCUUGGCACCCCCUGCAGCAGUGGGCUACCUGGGCAUAACCCAUCAGGUCAAGAGAACAACGACCCCAAUCGGAAGAAGCCUAAGCCCAAGCCUAACGGUGCGGGAAAGAAAACCGUGCCAGCGGCGCAAAUGGCUCAUGCGAAAAUGAAGGAUGCAAAAGCCUUGCUUACCGAUGCCAAGAUGUGGAUCCACAAAGUGGAUGAAGAACGCAAGAAAGUGCCCGAGGAGGCAACUGUGUCACCUGAGAUGUGCACUGGCUAUCGUCACCAGAUCGAUUUCCUGGUCGCUAACCUUACCGAGAAAAUCGCUGCCCUCGAGUCUAAGGUGGUUUGUGGAACAACUGAUGAGCAGGUGAUCAAGCCGAAGAUGGAGGAGGUCGCGAAGGCUAUGGAGAAGUAUCAAAAGGGGAUGACAAGCAUUC